Messenger RNA from Benincasa hispida (wax gourd), 1487 nucleotides. RefSeq names its product NF-kappa-B inhibitor-like protein. Lineage: Eukaryota; Viridiplantae; Streptophyta; Magnoliopsida; Cucurbitales; Cucurbitaceae. The record is from RefSeq and is a predicted model, not a curated record.
UUUCCCUCCCUAAGUAUGAGAGCUGGCUUAAAAAAUGAUUGUGAGAAGAAGAUAAUUUGAUUCCCAACCCACUGCGGGUGAAACCAGGAUUGUGAAGCUCGGAUAAGCGAUGGAAACUCUUUCUAUGGUUACAUGCUUCACCGGCAAGCAAACUUCACCUCCUACCAGAUUCCUAUCACGAACAGCUACUUCUUUACUUCAUUUCCAGAAAUCAAAGCUCCCCAUUCCACUACCGCCAAGAAGAAUUCGCGCAGUAAGUGAAAUUGCUGAAGAGGAUGUUCUACGAGCAUUCUUCGAGGAACGGAAACUAAAUUCGGAUUUUAUAUCAAAAACUUCUGAUAUGCUUUGGCAGAGGGCAGUCUUGAAAUUUGAAGAUGUCACUGAUGACAGAUUUACGGAUACUUCUCAAGGACCGGUUGAUGAAAAUGAUGAUGAUGGUGGGUUUUUGAAAUUGUCUGUCACUCAAGAAUGGAUCUCGGGUGGUAACUCUGCACCAAUCAAUAAAAAAACUGUUAAUAAGAUACUCCCAAAUGAUCGUGAAAGAAAGAAGAAACUAAAUUUUCUCAAAUAUGAAGCGCUCAAGAGGGAACUAAUGCUUUUGUCUGUUGGCAUUGGAACUGCAUGCAGUGGGUAUUGCCUGGUGGUAUUUUCGUUCCAGGCUGCUAUUAGUUAUGCAGUAGGAGUCCUUUCAAGCUGCUUAUACCUCCAGCUAUUGUAUCAACAUGCUGACAAACUAUCUAAAGACAUGAUUCCUGAUAUUUUCACUCAGAAAAAGACAAAAAAAAUUGGAAUAAGAAGUGAAGAUAUCAAGAACGUGUUUGAGAAAUCACUGAAGGGAAGUGGCAUUGCCCUUUCAUCUCCUAGGCUUGUGAUUCCUGCUGCAAUAUAUGCAUUAUGGAUCCUUUCUCAUAAAUUUCUUGCCAACGACUUCUUCGACUUCCAGCUCACACCAGCCAUGCUUGGGAUGUUCGUCUAUAAGGCAGCUGCACUUGUUCAAGUUUACAGGGACAAUGAAAAUCUGAGAUUGGUCUUUCCGGAAAACGAUGGGGACUCGGCAUGACUGCACCGCACAUUUUGAAGUAAACAACUGACCGGCCCACAUUAUCUUUGCAACAACUGUUGGUUGUGUCUAAGUAUUCCGUGCACGCUGCAGGUUGGUAUUAACUUACUGUCCUACACCUUAACUGAUAUGGAGAUGUUCAGUAAUUCAAACAAACAUCAUUGGGAUCAAGUAGUAUGUCAUUUCAUGUUUUAGUGCACAAAUGUUUGGUUUUGUCAAGAGAAGAUAUGCCCUGUUUUUGCCAUUACUGAUCCCCAGUUGUUUCAAGAAGUGGGUCAUUUAAGUUUUAUUUAUAGGUCAGGGAUUGAUAUGUUAUAUGAGUUAUAUGAUUUAACUCUUAAAUUUGUUUAUAGGAGAAAAUGUCGUUAAAAUCGAAAUAUAUAGGUUGGAUGUUAAUAUUUACUUCUAAUGCAUCAACUUAAUUCAA